Molecule: messenger RNA, 957 nt
Organism: Pistacia vera
Lineage: Eukaryota; Viridiplantae; Streptophyta; Magnoliopsida; Sapindales; Anacardiaceae
Product: MDIS1-interacting receptor like kinase 2-like
Exons: 2
Coding region: 1-957 (318 amino acids)
Biological process (GO): protein phosphorylation
Molecular function (GO): protein kinase activity; ATP binding
Source: RefSeq, a predicted model, not a curated record
AUGAUAUCAACCAGUUACGAAGAUGUGUUCAAAAUAUGGAAUUAUGAUGGUAGAAUUCUGUUUGAGGACAUAAUUAAAGCAACUGAGGAUUUUGACAUCAAGUAUUGCAUUGGCACCGGAGGUUAUGGCAGCGUUUACAAAGCAGAGUUAUCUGGUGGCAAAGUAGUUGCUGUGAAGAAACUUCACCGUUCAGAGUUAGCUUUCUUCAACAAUUUCCAAAAUGAGUCUCAUUUACUGUCUCAAAUACGACAUCGAAACAUUGUCAAACUUUAUGGUUUUUGUUUGCAUAGAAGAUGCAUGUUUUUGAUUUAUGAGUACAUGGAGAGAGGUAGUUUGUUCUGUGUGUUGCGCAACGAUGAAGAAGUUACUGAGUUGGAUUGGAAGAAGACAGUGAACAUUAUCAAGAGUGUGGCACAUGCGUUGUCUUACUUACAUCAUGACUGCGUUCCACCGGUUGUUCACCGUGAUAUAUCAAGCAACAACAUUCUAUUGAACUCGGAAUUAGAGACAUCCGUUGCUGACUUUGGUUUGGCUCGACUUCUAAAUAUUGACUCAUCCAAUAGAACGAUGAUGGCUGGCACAUAUAGAUAUAUAGCUCCAGAACUUGCCUACACCAUGAUUGUGACGGAGAAAUGUGACGUUUAUAGUUUUGGCGUUCUGAUACUGGAAGUAUUAAUGGGCACACAUCCGAGAGAUCUUCUUUCAUCAUUAUCAUUUCCAUCUACUCAACAUCGAAUGCUAAUUGAUCUUUUAGACCCACGUCUUCUACCACCAGUUGAUAAAAAGGAUGUGCAGAAUAUUGUGCUUGUUUCUGCUAUAGCAUUUGCAUGCUUGCAUUCUAAACCCGAAUCUCGACCUACAAUGCAAUGUAUAUGUAAAAAAUUGCUUACCGGAAAACCAAUGGAAAAGUCCUUUCAAGAAAUUACUAUAUCAAAACUCGGAUAUUCAGAAUGGUAG